Vollenhovia emeryi is the source of this 3197-nucleotide messenger RNA. RefSeq names its product acyl-CoA synthetase family member 2, mitochondrial (gene Acsf2). The record is from RefSeq and is a predicted model, not a curated record. Bases 1150 to 2961 code for a protein of 603 amino acids. Gene Ontology annotation, molecular function: medium-chain fatty acid-CoA ligase activity. The transcript is spliced from 8 exons. Gene Ontology annotation, biological process: fatty acid metabolic process. Lineage: Eukaryota; Metazoa; Arthropoda; Insecta; Hymenoptera; Formicidae.
CGAACGUCAUACUAACGAUACAUGUUGACAAUCAUAUCAGUUAAAUGAAAGCGUUCCCCGCAUUGCGGUGGUGCAACUCUGUUCAGUUAUUUCUAUUCGUGAUACAUUCGACGUUGAACGUACUAAAUCACCGGGCAGUGUUUCGUAAUUUAUUCUACAAUUGUAUCAGCGCGCGUUCGCUUAUGUGUGAGCAUGUGUGUGUGUGAUAGAUAGGAAGAAGGGCGCCUUGAUAAGAUUGAUAGGAAGAAGAACAAAUAAGAUUGAUAGGAAGGAAACGAUCUUGUUCGAUUGUGAAGAUAUUAAAAGGACUAUUGAUAUUGUAUCAGUUAAAAAAUUGUUCAGCUUCAUAUAUAUUUUUACCUAUCUGAAUACAUAGAUAUCUUGUUUUCUUCUGUUGUCUAUAAAUAAUCGAGGCAAAAAGUAUUUUAAUUUUUAUUGCCGUUAAAUACCACGAUUAUAUAACCGGAUGUAACAUACAGCAUGUUCAAAAAUUCAUAGUGUAAACUGGGCAUACAUAUGUUAAUUUUCUUGUUCACUUCGGUGAAAAUCAUAAACGUGAAGUGCGUUGAAAAAUAUCAACCGUUUCUAAGUUGCAAAUUAUAUUUACUUAAUCAAUAAAGUAUCUUUACUUUAUAAUUGUUCUUAUUGUAAAAGCUACUUGAGAUUAUAUAAUCUCUCUCAACGCAUUCGAUACUUACACAAUUUCAAAAUAGACAUAUAGUAUCGCAACCUGAUAGUUUUCGAAUUUAUAAGUCAGUGUUUGUUACGUUUCCUACAUUCAUAAAUUAGAUACUUGUUCUUUUGUAAAUGCUUUUAUGGUGAAUAAGAAAAUUUUAUAAUGCAUUUUUCUAAAAGAUUUGUAAAAAUAUCUGAGGUAUCAAUAAUUCUUAAUUAAAUUUAAAAAAACAUUUUUUUAAGUCGCAAAAUGGUCAUUUUGAAAUACUUUGAAUGCACUUAAUAUUACUUGUUGCAAUGUAUAUCUAUUUUAUAACUACAUGUAAAAGAAAUUAUUAUGAUAUGAAUGACAGAUAAUAUCGUACCGGACACGAUAAGAAUUUUGUUUCUACUAGAGUCUGCUUCGAUACAAAGUUUAGUGAGUGUAUCGCCUGCUCACACGACACAAGUCUGGCCGGUUAUUUUUUUCUUAGAAUGAUGCUUUCUUCAUUUAAGUCAGUUUCGCGAUAUAUCGCGUACGGAAUUUUAAAUCAUCAAAACCACUCGCGAUGUUUCUCUGUGCUUCAUCAUAAUUUUAAAGGGCGACGUCAGCUUCGAAGAUCAAACAUUCAAGCGAGGGCCAAUUUUUCUCAUGCAGUCAGAGCUGCUCAUAUGUAUAAUCCCGGCGAAUUUCCUUUAAUAGAAAAAACUAUCGGACAGUUAUUAAGCGAGGCAGUUGCAACAUGGCCCGAACGGACUUGCGUUGUUUCGAUGUCUCAAAAUAUACGUUUGACGUUCACCCAGCUUCUUCGGCGGGUGGACUCGUUGGCCGCGGGUUUGAAGAAGCUAGGCCUGCGAAAGGGCGACCGGCUGGGCCUGUGGGCACCGAAUGACCUAGAAUGGUUCAUAACUUUCCUGAGUGCGUCGAGGAUAGGAGUGAUUGUCGUUGCAAUUAACCCCGCUUAUCAGCAAAACGAAUUAGUAUAUUGUUUGCAAAAAGUUGGCGUGAAGACGAUUGUUUCGCCCCACACGUUCAAAACGCAGAAUUAUCCGAAGAUGUUGCUCGCCGCCAAGGAAGUAUGCCCUACUUUGGAAGAUAUUAUCAUUUAUUCGCCCGAACAUGUGACCGGUACACGUCGUUUCGCCGAUGUCGAAGUUUCGGCAACAAAAGAGGAAGUGGAUGCGAUCGCCGCCGAGCAGGACAAGAUAUCAUGCGAUGACGGAUGCAGCAUACAGUUCACGUCCGGUUCCACCGGCAGGUCCAAAGCCACGCUCCUCUCGCAUAAGGGUCUCGUAAACAACAGCAAAGAGGCUGCGCGAAGAGCAAAGAUAACUAUCGAAAACAAGGUAUGCCUAAACAUGCCUCUCUUUCACGCGUUUGGCAUGGUAAUGGGCCAGUUGCUCGUCCUUCACACGGGAAGCACCAUCGUCAUGGAAGAACGCUCUUUCGAUCCAGUAAAAACCUUGGAGGCGAUAGCGCAAGAAAAGUGCGCCAUAACAUACGGAACGCCAACUAUGUGGGCGCACUUGAUCGAGGCACAGCAACGAUUACAGCUACCGACGGACAGCCUUCAGGCCGGAGUUACCGGUGGUGCACCCGCAUCUUCUGAACUCUUUAAGCGAAUUCGAGGCUUGCUGGGCUUCAAUGAUAUGAUGAGCAUAUAUGGCCUCACGGAAACAACAGCUAUAGCAUUUCAAUCGAUGCGUGGAGAGGAUCGGCAUCUUACGGAGAGCACUGUGGGUCAUUUGUCGAAUCACGCUGAAGCAAUGAUCGUCAAUCAAAACGGUUUGCCCGUCCCUUUUGGACAACCUGGCGAACUUUGGGUUCGCGCGUACUGCAAUAUGUUGCGCUACUGGGACGACGAAGAAAAUACGAAGAAGACUUUGACUGAGGACGGCUGGUUGAAAACGGGCGAUCAAUUUGUCUUGCAGGAUAACGGAUACGCUACUAUAGUCGGAAGGCUCAAAGAUAUGCUUAUUCGGGGAGGAGAAAAUAUUUUCCCUAAGGAAAUCGAGGAUUUCCUGAUGACUCACCCUAAAGUGAUGCAGGCGCAAAUUAUAGGGGCGUAUGAUGAGGUCUACGGGGAAGAGGUGUGUGCAUGUAUUCAACUUCGCGAAGGUGCGACGAUGACGAAGAACGAGCUGACGGACUAUUGUAAAGGCAAAAUAUCGCACUUUAAAAUACCGCGUUACGUAGAGUUCGUUGACGAAUAUCCGAAGACAACCACAGGAAAAAUUCAAAAAUUCCGUCUGAGGGAACAAUUGGAAGAUAGUGGUGUGAUACCAGAGAGACCGAAACAUUCAUAAUUAUCGUAGACAAUAGUAAUGAAUUUUGAGGAUAAUCUAUAAUAAUACGAGAGAAUUAGAAACUUAACGACGAUAUUGUAUUGUACUUGUAAGGAAACAAUUAACAGAACUCGGAAUUACAUGUAAUAAUGUGCCAAUGAAUCCGUUUUCAACGUUGUGUUUUAAUCUUCUGCGGUUGCAUUGGAAUGUACGCCACAAUUAUUUUGUCAGAAUAAUAUAAAAAAUUCAAGUAGUUA